AUGUCCCGCCCCGUCUCCCCCAACAGCAACGGCGACAAGACGGCCCGCUCGUCCUUCUCGUCUGUCCGAGAGAACGACGAUGGCCUAGCUCAGACUUUCACGCGUUCCAAGAUUUCCUCCUACACUCAAGGGACGGAAGAGGUAUUCGAUGAAUCACCCUCACCCUCCGUUGAGAUUCAACAGCCGUCCUUUGGGGCUCCUCUGACGCAGCCUCACAGUCGGCUUCAUGGCUUCUGGUUCCCAGCGGAUAGCUUUCGAGGCUGGAAGCAGAUCCCCAUCAAGGGCAAGUCUGCCAGCCGCAGCUGCGAGGAUCUUCACAAGCUGUCCAUGACAUGGAGUUCCCCAGCAUCUCCCGCUGUCGAAGAGAAGGCAUUCCCCGAAACCUAUCAGACCGGAACAUCUCCCCUCGAGCGACUCCCCAGCGAAGUUUUGGGUGCCAUCAUCGACCUUCUCGUCAUCGAGAUUCCCCCGAAUGGCCUUACGCCGCGAAAUGCCGACCUUAUGGCUCUUCUUUUGACUUCGCGAUCCAUCCAUGCCGCGACGCUCAACACCCUCUAUCGCCAUAUUACGAUUCCUCACUCUCGAAUCUUCCGAAAGUUCCUCGGAACAAUUACCGAGUACCCCGCCCUGGCUUCAAUUGUGCGAAGGCUCGACUUCAGCCACUUCAACCCCUCCACCAUCUUCUCCACUGCGAGCGAGAGAGCUCAGACUCGAAACUUGACUUCCGAGACCCUUUACAGAUGUCUCGAGCUAACCCCAUACCUGCAGGAGUUUUUGGCCCAAGAGCAUAUCGAUGAGGAUCUGGGACCCGAUGUGAUUAAGAAGCUCUUUUUCGACAUGCCCCGGCUCCGGGCCAUCGACUUUUGCGGUUGCUCCUCUCCUUUUUUCAAAAACUCUUUCACGAGCCUCCUCCAGGCGCAGUGGCCCGAAACACUGACCCUUACUCGUGUCUCGUUCCACAAGUGCCUGAACUUGCCAGGUUCCGUAUUCGAGGCCAUUCUACCUCGACUCGAAAGAGCCACCCACCUGGAUCUCGCAGGAACCAGAGUCACCGACAAGGCGUUGCAGAGCUUGCCUGAGACGGCGAGACUUACUCACCUGAACUUGGCCAAGUGCCGAGAGUUGACCUCUGAAGUGGUUGUCAAGUUUGUCACCACGCAUCCUGCGAUCACUCACACCAUCACUGUCCUGAGCCUUGCUACCAACGCUAGCAGCCACCUCCUGCUGGGUAAGGCUGAUAUUGAUGCUAUUCUACCUCGAUUGCCACAUACACUUCGAUCGCUGAGUCUCAAGGGAAGCAGAAUGGACCCUUCCCAGCUUCCUCUGCUCACCCCUCUGGUCCAGCACCUUGAGGAGCUUGCUAUCGGCCGAGGCCUCGAUCUCCGUGACAUCCACCAGCUCCUGUACCAAGCCCAGGAGUGGGUUCCACACACCCUCCGAUACCUUGAUAUCUCCGACCUGGACACUAUCAUCGGUAGUGCCAGCGCACUUCUUACCCCCGCCUCUGCUCCACUGCAGGUUAUCGAGCUCGAGGAGCGUGCAUACGAGCGAGCGGCCAAGGCGAAGAAGAACCUUGAGCGCGCGGGAUGGACUCCGAAGGAGUUCGGCAGCCGAUACUGGCUAGUCCGCAUGAACACCGACGUAACUGCUACUCUUGACUGCGGCGCCCGGUGGUGGAAGCUGGGCGCUGAGAGCUGGGGUAUGAGGAAGAUCCCGGUUGCGGAGGCCGACGUCGGCGGAAUGUAUGGCACAUUCAUGUUCGGCCGAAGGCUGUAA
Messenger RNA from Fusarium sp. VM40, 1776 nucleotides. The record is from the annotation of a GenBank genome assembly. NCBI's taxonomy places the organism in Eukaryota, Fungi, Ascomycota, Sordariomycetes, Hypocreales, Nectriaceae.